AUGAGCACACGCAAUUUCAAAGACUCUCUUGCACCAUCAUCAUUAUUCGGACUUUCGUCCACCCAUACACUACCUUCUCCUUCCCAUCACUCCUCACACAUUUCCUUCCGUUCUCUCCUCUUCUCCAAACAUCGAGUAAAUCUUUUCAAAUUAUUCAUUCUUUGCACUUUUAUCAUCACCAUUAUUUAUUUAUAUUAUCAAAUUGUUCAUAACAAACGAAUAACCACCACAUCCACUCGGUUCGAGAAUAUUUCCAAAUCAUCACAUUCUCAAAAUUCUUCUUCGAAUGAUCAACAUUUGAAUCAUCACACAAAUCAAAACAUGAUGAAUCAUAAAACGAUGAAUCAUGUGAACAACAAGGAUGACAAUACACUAAAAGCAUCCAACUCAUUCCCACCACCACAAGAAUUGCCACUUUUUCCAAGAUAUGAUAUUCAUAUGAAAUUGAAUGGAAAUUAUCGAUGUAAUUACAAAUUCGAAGGUCAAGCUCAUUACACGUAUUAUUCGUGUCAUUUUGAUGAUUUGUGUUUGGCAACGAGAGGUGAAUUUGUGUUAUUUCAUCCAAAAAAUCGACUCUUCCGUGGAAAUGAAAGUGAAUAUUUCAAACAUUUCAACGAACAGAUUUGGACCUAUUCACAGGGAAGAUUGGAAACUCAGAGAGGUGAUUUUCGAGUUCGAAUUUUGGAUCAAGAAUUGACCUUAAAGUUGGAUCAUCCAACCAAAGCACCAAUAGCAGUCAGCAAAAACGAUCAAGAUAAUGAAAAUGUCAAUCAAGAAGAGACAACAACUCGAAAAAUUGUGACAUUGGAUUCGAAUUUUCGCUAUUUUCCAAAACCUGUGUAUGCCUUGAAAAGAUAUGCCUCGGGAAAUAUGGGACACUUUAUUUUUGAUAACAUUGCCAUGGUCAUUGCUCAACAAAUGGAAUUUGAAUUUACCUUUGCUCCUACGUAUGACGAUUUUAAAAAGUUGCUCGACAAUCACAUUCUCUAUUUGGAUGAUCUUUUCGAUCAUUCACUUCACAAUUGGAUUGGUACCUACCAUUAUGAUGAAAAACAAUCGGACGAUAUUACUCUGGAGGUAUCGAGAUAUGUGACUUCAAAUCCAAUACUUCAACUGUGUAAAACAAAAGACAAGUAUUCACUUGAAAAAUUACCAUGUCGAAAUGCAGAAGAUGUCCCACUCGUUUCAGAGCCAUCUCCUCAACAUGUGACAUUGGCAGCAUGUUUUUCACAAUUUCGUGUUGGAGCAGAACCUGUUUUUAAGAGUUUUCCAGGAAGAGAAUUUGUAUUUAGCUUUUAUCGACAAUUGACAUUUCAUCAAUUAGGAAUUUAUCCUUUACCAAGUGAAGAAGACGACUCGACCAAAAUGAUUCCUUACUUGAACAAGAAACCAAUCAAAGUUGUCAUUCACAAAAAACCUAUCCACAAGAGUUCACACGGAAAAGUUAUUUACAACGUUGACGAAAUUUAUCAAGCCCUAAAAACUCGAAUUCCUUCCGACCCAUAUUUGAAAUUAUAUCAUUCACACCAACGAAUUGAAAUACAAGUUUUGGAAUUUGCUCAUUUACCUCUCUCUCAACAAGUUCAAUACUUUUCCGAUAUUGAUGUUUACAUUGCCGAUCAAGGAAGUGCUUCUUAUUAUUCAGUGUAUUUGAGAAAGGACACGACUGCCAUUGUUGGUCCUUCAUGUUGGAUGAAAGAAAAUUUAGAUACUGGCUGUUGGGUCGGUGAAGGUUUCAUGACCAUUGAAGGUAUUUCACAUGCGAAUAUUGUUUCGUAUUUGGAAAUUGAUCACAAAAAUUCGUGUAAGCCAAGACCUACUGAAAAAGACAAGGAAGGAUGUGAUCCAAUAUUUGAUCCAGAUUUGAUUGUAGAGACUGUGAGUGCCAUGUUGAAAAAGAGAUAUUUGAAAAUGGUUCAGAAUCAAAUGUUUUAG
Naegleria lovaniensis is the source of this 1935-nucleotide messenger RNA. RefSeq lists its product as uncharacterized. The coding region runs from base 1 to 1935 and encodes 644 amino acids. The transcript has a single exon. Lineage: Eukaryota; Heterolobosea; Eutetramitea; Acrasida; Naegleriidae. Gene Ontology annotation, molecular function: glycosyltransferase activity. The record is from RefSeq and is a predicted model, not a curated record.